UGAAUAUGUCAUCCAUUCUGAAUAAAUUUAGGAAGCAACCUCAAAAUGAUGUACCUGCAGGAAUUAAAAUCGAGAAUACUUUGUUUGGAUAGCAACAAGGAACUUAUCAACCACCCAUAAUUCCAUCUGUUUAAUUAUCUCAAACCAACCAACCAAGAUAAAAAGGAAGACCCGGAGGAGGUACUAUAAUUCUAUAAUUUUUUAGGCUGGGAUGAUGAGCCUGAACCAUAAUAGUAAUAAUAAUAAACAUCCUCAAACAAGCCUACGAAUACGAUUAAUCUAAUUAAUGAUACCCCACCUAGGUAAAAUGAAAAUAAAGCGAACUUUGACAUACUAUUACCACCACAACCUUCCAACAACAACAUACAAUUAAGUAGAGUGAGUGAGUAUACAAAAGGACAACUAUUAACUCAUGAAGAAUUAGAGAUCGGAGGAUUGUACUAAUACUUUAUAUCAUUUUAGUGAAUUUGAAUUCCAUAUUGUAGAGGAAGCUAUUAAAUUAGGCGGUAUUAAAUUGAAGUAGAGUGAUUCAGUCCUUAAGGAAUUUGCAAGAGCUUGUUAAACUUUACAGGAAUAAUUGAUAGGAAGCAUCCUUUUGAAUAAGCUCUAUAGUGAAGAGAAUUGGAAAGUUCAAAUUGUAAACAAAUUUAAUCAAUUUGUAGAGAUGCAUUUAUGCAAUUCAAUUUAUUAGUUAAUAAUAUCAAAACUAUAGAGAAUUCUUUUUAAUUAAUUAGAAUUACUUAAAGAUAGAUACGGAUUAAUAAAUAUUAUAAUCAGCAAUUGAGUAAACUCUUUUAGAAAUUAAUGGAUAGCAAUAAUAGAAGCAGAAGGUAUUAUUUCACUAUAUUUUCUAAGGAGAUUUAAUUUGAAUUUCGUGAACCCCCUAAACCAUAAUAAAAUAUAGUAUAACAACAAUAAGCAAAUCUUUUUGAAAUAGGAAUUAACGAAGGAUAACAGAAAUAAUAACAACAAUAAAAACUAGAUUUAAAAUCCCUAAAGAUUAAAUAACCUGAGGUGAAGCAAUAGACUCAAUAAAAUACUCAAAUAGAUUUAUUAGAUGCAUUCAAUUAAAUGUCUGUAUCAAAUCCCAAUUAAAACUAAUAAUAAUAAUAAAAACAAGGAAUUAACUUUGAUGAAAUAUUAAAUACUUAGACAACUCAAAAUGUAUAAUAGCCAUAAUAAAAAAAGAAUGCCUUUGGUUUUCUCAAAAAGGAUCAGCAGCAAUAACCUUAAUAACAGCCACCACCUCAAUAGUUAAAAUAAGAAUAAUCCUAAUUAAACACACUUUUAUUGCAAGCACCUCAAUAAUUAUACUAACAAUCAGCACCAAAUUAAUAAUAGAUUUCAAAUAUUCCCUAUGGAUAGCCAUCAAAUUUAUACAACCUAUAAUAAUAAGUCUAGUUUGGAUAAACAAAUUAUUCCUAAGCGUUUGCUCAAUUUAACAUCCAAUAAUAACAAUACAAUUUGGUUUAGUAAACUCAGUUUACUUAAGAAUAGCCAUAGUAAAAGCAACAGCCUGCACCAAAAGAGAAUGCUUUUGAUUUCCUAAAUUUCUGA
Molecule: messenger RNA, 1557 nt
Organism: Paramecium octaurelia
Lineage: Eukaryota; Ciliophora; Oligohymenophorea; Peniculida; Parameciidae
Source: the annotation of a GenBank genome assembly